UUUUAGAUUCCUUGUAAUAUAUCUAGGUCGUCAGCAAAGUCCUUAUAGUCAUUCUUUGGCAAGCACUUUUUCGAUCAACAGCAAGUUAACAUGGCCGGCAUCCACAAGAUUAUUUUGGCGCUUGUCGUCCUCCACGUGGCUUUGGUUCUGCACAUCGAGGGUUCGCUUGACAAACGAGCAACCGACUGCGGUUCUGGUCGUGAACAUGAAGGCAGUUACUCCCGAAAGUGCAGAUCUUCCUGCAAGCAUGGAGAACGUCAUAUCAGUAUGUUUGAUAAAAAGUGUUCUGGUGGGCAGAAGUGUUGCAUGUGUCAUACACGAUGGAGUACUGGUUGCCGAUAUGAAGGUUGAGAACGCUACUGCCUCGCGUACUACGACUACGACUGAUCUACUGUAGUGUUAGAAUAACUAUAUCAGUGUGUGAUAGAUAACUACUGUGCUAUGCGCAUUGAACUAAGAUAAUUAAUUCUCAUAAAUUGCACUACAAGUCACUGAACGUAGCAUCAGAACACUGAAUAAAACUGAUUUUCACUGAAUGUAAUGUCAA
This is a messenger RNA of Actinia tenebrosa (Australian red waratah sea anemone), 547 nucleotides long. RefSeq lists its product as uncharacterized. Lineage: Eukaryota; Metazoa; Cnidaria; Anthozoa; Actiniaria; Actiniidae. The record is from RefSeq and is a predicted model, not a curated record.